AACUUUGUUUUUCGGACCUUAUCUGGCAACCCUCAUGCCUUUUCUACCAGAGGGUAGUCACUAGUUAACACAGCCACAAAGUCAUAACCCCCGCCUAUUUCGACAAAAUAUCUUCUUAAACUCUGAUUUUUAAACUAACACUGCUAACCUUAUACCUAGCCCUAACAUGAAAUGAAGACCUUUUUUUCACGAUUUUUUACGAUUUCGCCUUUGUGGCUGUGUUAUCUAGCGGAAACUCCACCAGAGUGGUUCUCCAUCCUGGCAUUUGCCUCCAUCCUGGUCUCUCCGAAGUGCCCGGACCAAAAACAGGAAUAUGAGCACGGGGGAAGACGAGGACUCGGUGACCCUGGAGUCUGUCAACUCUGUCACUCUCACCCAGGACAGCGACGGCAGCAUCAUACUACACUGUCCUCCACACGUGUCAGAGGGAGACGAGAGCUUCGAGGUGACUAUGACCGCCACCGACGACAGUGACAUCACGGAAGAGGGGGUGGCCCAGAUACAGAUCUUGCAGAGUGAGGAUCCUCAGAACAGGGAAGAUAUAUCUCCUGUCAGCCAGGCCUGGUUCACCACCAAGGAGGAUAAAGACACACUAGUUAACAAAGGUCAUAAGUGGAAACAAGGCAUGUGGUCUAAAGAGGAGAUCGACCUCCUGAUGAGCAACAUCCAACAAUAUGUGAAGGGUCGGGGAAUGGAGGACCCAGCUGAGAUCAUCUUUGAGAUGUCUAAGGAGGAGCGUAAGGAUUUCUACCGCAGCGUGGCCUGGGGUCUGAACCGACCGCUGUUCGCCGUCUACCGACGAGUCCUCCGCAUGUACGAUAACCGCAACCAUGUGGGCAAGUACUCUCCUGAGGAGAUCAACAAGCUGAAAGAGCUGAGACAGAAGCAUGGUAAUGACUGGGCCACCAUAGGAGCCGCUCUGGGCCGCAGCGCCUCGUCUGUUAAAGACCGCUGCCGACUAAUGAAGGACACCUGCAACACAGGGAAGUGGAGUGAGGAGGAGGAGAGGCGUCUAUCGGACAGUGUCUAUGCCCUGGCGGGUGUGUGUCCGGGCCGUGCGGUGACGGGCGGGGUGUCGUGGGCGGCUGUAGCUGAUCUGGUGGGAACGCGGUCGGAGAAACAGUGUCGCUCUAAAUGGCUCAACUACCUCAACUGGAAACAGAGUGGAGGGACGGAGUGGACCAAAGACCAGGAUCUCAGCUUAGUACACAGGAUAGUGGAGUUGGAUGUGGAUGAUGAGAAUGAGUUAAAGUGGGAGGAGCUAGCGGGGGGGUGGAGCAGUGUUCGCUCUCCUCAGUGGCUCAGAUCUAAGUGGUGGAGCAUCAAGAGACAAGUAGCCAAUCACAAGGAACUGCCCUUCCACGUGUUACUGAAGGGUCUUCAGGAGUUGAUGGAGACUCAGGUGCCGUUAGGGGCGGGCACUGGGCCAGGUAGCCCUUCCCUGCAGAUCCGAGUCACGCGAUUGGAGGAGUGCUGUAGCUCCCCCCCCCGGCCCGUCACAGCACUGCAGAUCCCCCUGCAGAUCACACACCUGGACAGUGCUGGUGCCAGUGACACAGAGACCAUCACCCUCAACACUGCUGCUCUGCAGACCUUACAGAUCCUACCUUCUUUCCACCUGCACCCUACAGGGACUCCAGGGACAUACUUCCUUCAGACAGCAGCCAAUCAGAGCCUGCCGCUCAGCCUUUCCAGCAAUCCCACCGUCACACUGACGGCUAGCUCCUCCCCCUCGUCCCCAGAACACAUCAUCCUACACAGCCUCUCGACGGAGGGUCUUUGUUCCAAUGACAGCGUCAUCAUUCAGACGGUCACCUCUGACCACAGCUCUACAGAGCCUCUUUGCCAAUCACAGCUGGUUGUGGAGAUGCAGGGGGAGGAGCCAGAGCAGAACUUCCUGAUUGGUUCCUCACAAGGCGGAGCCACCGAGACUCUGGAGCCAAUGACAGACAGCUUUACUGCCAAGGUCCUGGACUCUCCCUCUCAGGAGCAGGCGGUGGAUUCUGGGAUAGCGAAGGGGGCGGUGCUUAUCGUUUCUCCUACAAAUGUCAGCAGCACACUGACAGAUCUGAUCCUGGAGAACCAGCAUGGCUCUGACUGAGCUGGAUGACAUCAUCACUGAUGGAGCCCAUCAAACAGCAGAGUGGACAUGUCAUAAUUUUGGACAUUAUUUCUGAUUGGCUGAGUUGGCCAUUAAGCCCCUCCCCUUUAAAUGUUUUCUUGGGUAUGGCAGUAAUACUGGUAUGUACACCGCCUUCAAACCCCAACCAAGAAGAAGUUAUUUUGGGUCAGAGGUGAGACUAUGAUGUCAUUGUGGGCUCCUGUGGGGGCCGGCCUGACCGUGUGUGUGAGAGAGAGUGUGUUGCAGAACGGCUUUUCCAAACUGUCCAUUAUAAAGACUGCAGCCAGAGCCACAGAUAUACACUGAGUGGACAAAGAACUUCCUAAUAUUGAGUUGCAACCCCAUGUCAGAAGGCUAUAAAAUCCUUAUUUAACCUGUCUCCUCUCCUUCAUCUACCCUGAAGGGGAUUUAACCUGUCUCCUCUCCUUCAUCUACUCUGAAGUGGAUUUAAUAAGGGAUCCUAUCACCUGGUCAGUCUGUCAUGAAUAUUGUUGUUAAUGUUUUGUCCACUCAGUGUCAUUGUAGAUUCUCUGGUUGCUCCGCCUCAGAACAGCAUCCUACAGUUUGUAGGUCCCAGUGUUUCUGUUGGAACCGUCUGCCUACUGACCCCACAAAGAACAGGACAGAUUCUCAUUCAUCUGACACUGUGAAUUAUAUCUGCAUUUAGUUUAUUUAUGUGUAAUAAAAACUCCCACAGUUGCUA
Oncorhynchus kisutch (coho salmon) is the source of this 2825-nucleotide messenger RNA. RefSeq names its product cyclin-D-binding Myb-like transcription factor 1. The record is from RefSeq and is a predicted model, not a curated record. Gene Ontology annotation, molecular function: RNA polymerase II cis-regulatory region sequence-specific DNA binding; DNA-binding transcription factor activity, RNA polymerase II-specific. The transcript is spliced from 15 exons. Lineage: Eukaryota; Metazoa; Chordata; Actinopteri; Salmoniformes; Salmonidae. Gene Ontology annotation, cellular component: nucleus. Gene Ontology annotation, biological process: regulation of transcription by RNA polymerase II. The coding region runs from base 314 to 2101 and encodes 595 amino acids.